This is a messenger RNA of Cucumis sativus (cucumber), 822 nucleotides long. RefSeq names its product 50S ribosomal protein L18. Gene Ontology annotation, molecular function: 5S rRNA binding; structural constituent of ribosome. Gene Ontology annotation, biological process: translation. Lineage: Eukaryota; Viridiplantae; Streptophyta; Magnoliopsida; Cucurbitales; Cucurbitaceae. The transcript has 2 exons. Gene Ontology annotation, cellular component: ribosome. The coding region runs from base 224 to 568 and encodes 114 amino acids. The record is from RefSeq and is a predicted model, not a curated record.
CCCAUUCGUAUUAUUUUGGUCCACAUUACUUUUAAUUAUAUUUCUAAAAAGAAUAAUUAAUUUGUAUAAAACCUAAACCAUGGUUUCCUCUUUUAACCUUUUCCUACCUCUCACUCUCUCUCGCUCCGGUUGUUUGUUGUGUAGGCGAUAGGCGUGUUCUUCCGGCAACUUCACGCAGCCGUUUCCCAUCAAGAGUAUAAUUGAAUUGGAGUAGCCAAGGGAGAUGGUGAUUCCUCCUCCAAUCAAGCCACCAAGAUUAACCCAGUAUCUAAAGCCAUAUGUCUUGAAGAUGCACUUCACAAACAAGUUUGUGAGUGCCCAGGUGAUCCACUCUGAAACAGCCAUUGUUGCUUCAGCUGCAAGCUCACAAGAGAAGGCAUUGCAGUCGAGUAUGGAGUCGACAAGGGAUGUUGCUGCUGCUGCAAAGAUUGGAAAAUUGUUGGGAGAGAGGCUUUUGCUUAAGGGAAUCCCAGCUGUUUGUGUGCACUUGAAAAGGGAACAGAGAUAUCAUGGUAAGGUCAAAGCUGUUAUUGAUUCUGUGAGGGAAGCAGGUAUUAAGCUGCUUUGACCCUUUUUUUCUUUUUCCAAUUUGCUUCAUUUUGGCCCUCCUUGGAAAUAGUUAUCUGGUUUAAUUGUUGGGCUUCAUCAAUCAAUGCUUAAUAUUAUCUGAAUUUGUAAUGAAAUGUGAUGAGAUGCAUUGUUGGACUUUUUGUCUGUCUUUAUGGUCGUUUAUAAAUGAGUUUGAGAUGAAUAUGAACAGUGAGCAGUGUUUUUAGUUUAAGAAAAAUUAUAAAACUUAAACUUGAGUUAUUUCCAGCUGAA